GCGUAACACCGUGGCGCAACAACGACACAGUCCCGCGCGUCCCGACUCCAAGGGCAGCAUUUCUUCCCUUUCUCUUCCUCUCUACCUGGCUGGUGCCCAAAUGCAAUUCGCUGCUGCAUUUUAAUCCCGGUAUAUCAUCUUUCUUUUUCUUAUCGACAUGCCAUCAGCAUCAAUAUCUUCAAGUUUGGUUCUCUUCCUCCUCCCUUCGCUAGUCUCUGCUUUCUCUUUCCAGUUCACCAGCCAACCAACACAAUGCGGGAACUUGUCUAUCGCAAUCACUGAUGGGACUGGCCAGCCGCCGUAUAGUGUCCUCAUCAUUCCUUAUGGUUCAUCUCCCCUGCCAAAUAACGUGGAGGCAAGAACAAUCGUGAACCAACCGUUCUCUGGAGACUCCACCGAUGUGAGUUUUCAACUCAAGUAUCCAGCAACCUCGCAAUUCGUAGCAGUGGUUAGUGACAGUAGUGCCUUUGGCUCUGGGGGAACCAGUGUAGUUGCAACAGUAACGGGUAGCAACGAUGCCAGCUGUUUUAACCCAACAAAAACUGUUUCUCCAGACUUUCCGUUCAAUAUCUACCCAUCGGGCCUUGUCGUACAGUGCUCUGCCAGCAGGUUAUGGUGGAAUGCAUCUCAAACACAAGGCGACGUAACUUUCCAAGGUGUCAUUCCGGGAGGAGACUCUUUCUCAAUCCCCGAAGGCCAAAUCACACAAAACGAUUCGUUAGGUACUGGCUUCUCAUGGACUCCAACAGUACGAGCUGGAAACACGCUACUCAUAAUUGCUGGUGACAAUAGAGGAGAGGGAACGGGUGGAAGUGGGUCUUAUAACGUACAACAGGGAGAUGAUCCAAGCAACGCCUGCUUGAACAAUAACUCGCCCUCAUCUACUGCCGGUCCUCCUGCUGGUGGAAGUUAUCCGACAAACAAUUCGGGCGGUACAACGGGUGGUAGUGGAGGAAGAAGUUCAACCAACACUGGAGCUAUAAUUGGUGGCGUAAUCGGAGGCCUUGCAGGUGUUGUCAUCAUUGCUUUAGUAGGGUUAUAUUUCCUCAAGCGCAAGACUGGAAGCACCAAGGCUCGCAAGGAAGGCCCAGUUAAUCUUUUCCAAGGUGACGGAGACGAAGAUGACGAACCACAAGGCGAACUUCCGCAGUAUUAUCGUCCCGUGCCUUUCGUCUUGCCAGACCCUACAGAAGUAUCAUCUGCAUAUGCUCAAGAGAACGGCGCAGGCGGAACUGCUGGUGGCUCACGUUAUGGCACCUCGGAACGCCGACACUCCGCUGCGACGAGUCUCACUGAUGCUCGCUUCCAGCGCGCAGCGACUCCCGAAGCUGCUGGCCUCGGAAUUGCUUCAGGCUCAACCGCUGCUAGUUCACGCAAAACAGCCAUGCCUCAGUUACGACCUGUCAACAUUAUCCAACAUGAUGACGCUGGUUCACCAGUGGAUGAAGCAGACGAACCAGAAACCGUUGAGCUACCACCAGCGUAUACCAACAUUCGAAGAAAUAAUACGUAACCCCCCUCCAUACUUUCUGUAUCAAUGACGGUCGUCGUUCAUGCCAUCUUAUGGCUCUUCUAAAAGCUUGCUAUUUUAUUCAUUCUUUGCUCCCGUUUCCAUCGUUGUUUCACACACACUACCUUUCUUCGCACUUUAUCUAUAGACCUUUCUUUGGUCACUGUUCUGGUUGUAUAUAGUUUUCUUAAACACUUCAGUCAACCACUUUAUUGCCAGGGACUUUGCGAAGCCAGGGAAUGCACGUUCUAUUGACCACUUUCAUACUAGCAUGUAAUAUGCCAUAAUAUACCGUCUACGGUCUUGGCAUGCCCCACAGAUACAGCAUGCGCAGCAGU
Molecule: messenger RNA, 1848 nt
Organism: Serpula lacrymans var. lacrymans S7.9
Lineage: Eukaryota; Fungi; Basidiomycota; Agaricomycetes; Boletales; Serpulaceae
Exons: 5
Coding region: 158-1513 (451 amino acids)
Cellular component (GO): membrane
Source: RefSeq, a predicted model, not a curated record